AGCAACCAUCACAACAAAUGAUAACAAGCACUGGAGGUCAAAGGUGACGCUGAGGUUCCUGUGUUCUCCAUCCAGAGCUUUUCUUCCGGCCGCGCACGCUAUAACGGCGUGGCCCGGGGCUGGCGGCGGCGUGUUUUCUUUGGUCUGACUUUCAUCCUGACGCCUGAACACAUCACCGCAGCUAAUUCCCUCCUGGCACGUGACCCCAGCUGCGGGCGCGAGGUGUUUGCGGCUCAGGGCGUGGACGUGUAAAAAUAAAACGCCCGGCAGGUGUGCGAGUGUGGGAGGCCAGGAAAGGAAACAAGGAAUCAAGGAAAACAAAAACAAUGCUGGGAGGAGUGGGCGUGGCCCAGGUGAGCAGAGGUCAGCAGGCCACACCCCCUGCGUUAUUUAAGAGGCGAGAGGAGCAGCAGGUGAGGGAGAACAUCAUCAUCAUCAUCAUCAUCAUCAUGACCACCUGCUGCACCUGCACGCUGGCCCCGCCCCCUCCCCGCCGUCGCUGCCGCGUCUUGUACCCCCCCUCGCGGUGCCGCACGCGGCCCCCCCUGACGGAGGCCCCCGACCGGGCGGCGCGCUGGCUCCUCCUCCUCAGCGCGCUGCUCCUGCUGCAGAUCUACACGGAGGACACCUGCGCAGACGACGACGCGGAGGACGCGCCGGCUGUGGAGCGCGACGCCAAGGGGGAGGAGCUUUGGAGGGUCCAAGUGGUGGGCGGAGCUUCAGAGCAGCUCGCUGAACUGUCUCAACUGACCACACCUGGAGUGGGCGGGGCUGCAGAAGCACCUGGAAGGUCCCGCCCCCUUCCUGUGAUUGGUCAGGAGCCGGCCAAUGGGACUUCUCUGGGGCUUUCCUGGGCCAGAGUGAGUCCAGAGGUUCCAGGAAGAGGCUUUAGCUCCGCCCACAGGCCGGUGGGAGGAGUCACAGCAUCCUACCACCUCCUGCUGGACCAAUCAGAAGCACAUGAAGAAAUACAACACAACUGA
Messenger RNA from Nerophis lumbriciformis (worm pipefish), 983 nucleotides. RefSeq lists its product as uncharacterized. Lineage: Eukaryota; Metazoa; Chordata; Actinopteri; Syngnathiformes; Syngnathidae. The record is from RefSeq and is a predicted model, not a curated record.